AUGGAUGAGGUACAGGGGAAGAAGGAUUACGUAGACCCGCCACCAGCUCCCUUGUUGGACUUGGAAGAACUUAAGAGCUGGUCUUUUCACAGAGCUGUCCUUACCGAGUUCGUUGCUACUCUUUUAUUUCUUUACGUGGUAGUUGCCAUUGUUAUCGGUCACCAAAGGCAACCUGCUUGUCAGGGUGUUGGUCCCCUUGGUAUUGCUUGGGCUGUCGGCGGCAUGAUCUUCGUUCUCGUCUACUGCACUGCCGGAAUCUCUGGUGGUCAUAUUAAUCCGGCGGUAACGUUGGGGUUGUUCGUGGCUCGGAAAGUUUCAUUGGUUCGAGCGGUGGCCUACAUUGUGGCUCAGUGUUUGGGAGCUAUUUUUGGCGUAGGUUUAGCAAAGUCCGUCAUGAAGCACUACUAUAAUACACUAGGAGGUGGUACAAACAUCGUGGUUGCUGGGAACUCUAAAGGUGCCGCUUUGGGAGCUGAGAUCAUCGGCACCUUCAUCCUCGUCUACACCGUUUUCUCUGCCACUGAUCCCAAAAGAAAUGCACGCGAUUCCCAUGUCCCCGUGUUGGCGCCCUUGCCAAUAGGAUUUGCUGUGUUUGUGGUGCACCUGGCCACCAUUCCCAUCACCGGCACUGGCAUUAACCCGGCUAGGAGUCUCGGUGCUGCUGUCAUCUACAACAAUGGACAAGUGUGGGAUGAUCAGUGGAUAUUUUGGAUUGGCCCUUUCAUUGGAGCGGUGAUGGCAGCGGCGUAUCAUCAAUACGUACUGAGAGCUGAGGCUAUGAAAGCUUUAAAAUCCUUCCACAGCAACUCUACAAGUUAA
Messenger RNA from Gossypium arboreum, 819 nucleotides. RefSeq names its product aquaporin PIP2-7-like. The record is from RefSeq and is a predicted model, not a curated record. Gene Ontology annotation, biological process: transmembrane transport. NCBI's taxonomy places the organism in Eukaryota, Viridiplantae, Streptophyta, Magnoliopsida, Malvales, Malvaceae. Gene Ontology annotation, molecular function: water channel activity. Gene Ontology annotation, cellular component: plasma membrane. The transcript is spliced from 4 exons. The coding region runs from base 1 to 819 and encodes 272 amino acids.